AUGCGAGGCAUCGUUAUCUUUUCUGGUUCUUCGCAUCAGAACUUGACACAGCAUAUCUGUCAGCGACUCUCCUGUGAACCCGGCAAAUCCUUCUUGUCCAAAUUCAGCAACAAUGAGACGCGAGUGGAACUAUACGAGAGUGUUCGCGAACAAGAAGUCUACAUUGUACAAUCGGGUUGUGGCCAUGUCAACAACAACUUAAUGGAGCUCUUGAUCAUGAUCCAAGCUUGCAAAACUGCUUCUGCCAGGAAGGUGACGGCCGUGAUUCCUUGUUUUCCUUAUUCUCGACAGCCCGAUGUCCCAUACAAACGAAGUGGUGCCCCUUUGACACGUGCUCCUCCAAUGACAGUGCCUUCUACACCGCAUGAUACAGUACCAUCCACACCCAAAGAACAAGCAAGCAAUGUCAACAACUAUGAGAAUACGUUGGCUGAUGCCAUUGAACACAUGCGACUCAAAGGACCAUGGAAUGAAGCACCUACUCAGCCUGAUGCCAAUGGAUAUCGUCAAUGGGUCGCUCGAUCAGGUACUCUGGUAGCAGAACUUUUGAUGUGCGCAGGAGCGGAUCACAUUAUUACCCUCGAUUUGCAUGAUCCCCAAUUCCAAGGCUAUUUCGACUGCCCAGUAGACAACAUGUCAUCCCUCCCCAUCAUGAUCAAAUAUAUACAACACAACAUUCCUGAUUUUGAAGAAGCCGUGAUUGUUUCUCCGGAUGCUGGUGGUGCAAAGAGAGCUACAGCUAUUGCAGAAAAGCUACAAAUGGAUUUUGCUCUUAUCCACAAGGAACGACGAAGACCUGACAAGCCCCAGAAACAUGAUCUCAUGCUCGUCGGUGAUGUACGUGAUCGUGUCUGCAUCUUGAUCGAUGACAUGUUGGAUACCAGUUUCACCGUUACCAAGGCUGCCAAAUUACUGCAUGAAAAUGGAGCCACCAAGAUUUAUGCUUUGGUCACACAUGGUGUCAUGAGCGGUGAUGCAUUGGAACGAAUUGAAAAAAGUUACCUCGACAAGGUCAUUGUCAGUGACUCUGUACCACAAGAAGAUCACACCCGCAAGUGCUCAAAAAUCUCUACAUUUACUAUUGCCCCCUUGUUCGCAGAAGCCAUCCGACGCAUCCACAAUGGAGAAAGUGUUAGCAUGCUUUUUGAUCCCAACUACGAAUUGUUCUAA
Molecule: messenger RNA, 1170 nt
Organism: Lichtheimia ornata
Lineage: Eukaryota; Fungi; Mucoromycota; Mucoromycetes; Mucorales; Lichtheimiaceae
Exons: 3
Coding region: 1-1170 (389 amino acids)
Biological process (GO): ribonucleoside monophosphate biosynthetic process; purine nucleotide biosynthetic process; 5-phosphoribose 1-diphosphate biosynthetic process
Cellular component (GO): ribose phosphate diphosphokinase complex; cytoplasm
Molecular function (GO): magnesium ion binding; ribose phosphate diphosphokinase activity
Source: RefSeq, a predicted model, not a curated record